GUUCAUCCAUCCAGUAUAAUCCAACUUCGAUCGCCGUACGUCUUCAUUAAUUGCCAUUGUUGACAGAUCGCCAUGGCUGCAGGGAUGAUGGGCCGCGCCAUGCUCGCGCCUCUGCUGGUGCUCAACCUCAUCAUGUACAUCGUCGUCGUGGGCUUCGCCAGCUGGAACCUGAACCACUUCAUCAACGGCCAGACCAACUACCCCGGCGUGGCCGGCAACGGCGCCACCUUCUACUUCCUGGUGUUCGCCAUCCUCGCCGGCGUGGUGGGCGCCGCCUCCAAGCUGGCCGGCAUCCACCACGUGCGCUCCUGGCGCGGGGACACACUGGGCACCAGCGCCGCCUCGGCCCUCAUCGCCUGGGCCAUCACGGCGCUCGCCUUCGGGCUCGCCUGCAAGGAGAUCCACAUCGGGGGACACCGCGGAUGGAGGCUGCGGGUGCUGGAGGCCUUCGUCAUCAUCCUCGCAUUCACGCAGCUGCUCUACGUGCUCAUGCUCCACGCGGGGCUCUUCGGCAACCACUUCGUCCCGGCGGCGCACGGUGGCGGAGGAUACCCGGCGGACUAUGCAGCAGGCGCGGCCGGCGACAAGCCCACGGCCAGGGUCUGACUGUCUGAGCGACCAAAUGAUGAUGACGGAGGAUAUGCAUGAUAUAUAUAUGAUGCAUGAUGAUGCACCGUGUACUACUGAUCAUAAAUAACAUGCAUUAUAUAUAGAUAGUACUAUGUAUAAUGGAUGUAUCUUCUUUACUUUACUUUACUUUUUUUAGUAGCAAGGCAGCUAGCUUCAUUAUCACGUAUAUAUGUUGCAUACGUUC
This is a messenger RNA of Panicum hallii, 814 nucleotides long. Its product is annotated as membrane protein PM19L-like. The record is from RefSeq and is a predicted model, not a curated record. Bases 73 to 606 code for a protein of 177 amino acids. The transcript has a single exon. NCBI's taxonomy places the organism in Eukaryota, Viridiplantae, Streptophyta, Magnoliopsida, Poales, Poaceae.